This is a messenger RNA of Salpingoeca rosetta, 2881 nucleotides long. RefSeq names its product TPR repeat containing protein. Gene Ontology annotation, molecular function: protein binding. The transcript is spliced from 2 exons. The record is from RefSeq and is a predicted model, not a curated record. Bases 132 to 2720 code for a protein of 862 amino acids. Lineage: Eukaryota; Choanoflagellata; Craspedida; Salpingoecidae. Gene Ontology annotation, cellular component: kinesin complex.
UGCGCCUGUUGUCAGUGUUCUCCUCUCCUCUCCUCCCACGCCCCUCCCCCCAAAGCGCCACCGCAAGCUUGUGCGUUUCUCCGCACGUCUGCCUUCAACUUCAGUUCUUCUGUUACAACAACAGAGCCACGAUGGCCAACGAGCACCGCCUGACAGACGGCGUGUCUGUGGAGGCGAUCAAGACCUUCUUCGCAGACCUGCAGAGCGAGUUCCCCGACACGUACACUGAGAUGACUACGGAGGAUGCCUGCAAGCAGCUGGUUGUGCCACGCACGCGCCAGGACAACUGCGCCUACGUCGAGCAGCUGCACAAGCAGUCGCCAGAACACGUAGACAAGGCCACCGUGUUUGUGUCGCACGCAUGGCGGUACAAGAUCGCAGACGUGCUCAACGUCUUGCUGGAGUUUGCGGAUGAGCAAGCAAGGAAAGACGACAGCAAGCCCGUGUUCUUCUGGUUUGACCUCUUCAUGAACAACCAAAACGCCAACGUCACGGCCAACCUCCCACAAGAGUGGUGGAGCACCACAUUCAAGGAGUCCAUUGCUAACAUUGGCCAUGUGCUGCUGGUGCUCAUGCCGUGGCGGGACCCUGUUCCCUUGACACGCGCGUGGUGUUUGUGGGAGAUCUUCUGUGGCAUCAGCAACGAAGGCACAGAGGUCACCAUCCAACUGCCCAAGAGCGAGGAGUUAGAACUGGUCCUAGCCAUCGCGGGUGACUUUAAAGCCGUCACAGACACGCUGGUGCGCGUGCAGGCAGAGCGAGCCGACGCCUUCAACCCACACGACAAGCACAUGAUCUUCACGGCGAUCGAGUCGUGGGCGGGCGGCUUCAGCGCAGUCAACCAGGCCGUGAAGGACCAGCUGCGCGCGUGGUGCCUGCAAAAGGCGGUGGGUGCCGUCGAAGCCAUGCGAGCGCGUGGCGAGGACAGCACUGAUGCCUUCGCGGAGUUGUGCGGUGCGGUUGGGUCGGUGCUGAGCGAGUUUGGCGAGCACGACAAGGCCAUUGCCUACUACGAGACAGCGCUGGCAAUCCGGCUCCGCACCGAAGGGGAGAAAGGAGGGAACGUGGCGGUGCUGUACAACAACCUCGGCAACGCCUACUUCAGCAAGGGCGACUCCUGUAAGGCCAUCCACUACUUCGAGAAGGCUCUCGCCGUCUUCGUGGAGGCGCGUGGGGAGAAACACCCCAGUACAGUCGACACAUACAACAACCUCGGCAAUGCAUACAGCGGCAAGGGCGACGGUGACAAGGCCAUUGAGCUGUACCAGAAGGCCCUCACCAUCAAAGUGGAAACGCUGGGCGAGAAACAUCCCAGUACAGGCGACACCUACGGCAACCUCGGCAACGCCUACUUCAGCAAGGGCGCGUACGACAAGGCCAUUGAGCUGCAUGAGAAGGCGAAGGAGGUGUUUGUGGAGACGUUGGGCGAGAAGCACCCGAGCACAGCCACGACGUACAACAACCUCGGCAACACACACUACAGCAAGGGCGAGUACGACAAGGCGAUUACCUUUUAUGAGAAGGCGCUCGCCAUCAGGAUCGAGACGUUGGGCGAGAAGCACCCGAACACAGCCGACACAUACAACAACCUCGGCGCCGCCUACGUCGACAAGGGCGAGUACGGUAAAGCCAUCCACCACUACGAGAAGGCGCUCGCCGUCUUUGUGGAAAUGCUGGGGGAGAAGCACCCAAGCACAGCGAGCACGUACGGCAACCUCGGCAUCGUCUACACCUACAAGGGGGAGCACGACAGAGCCAUCCAACUUUGUGAGACGGCCCUCGCCAUCGCGGUGGAGACGUUGGGUGAGAAACACCCGAGCACAGCCGACACGUACAACAACCUCGGCCUUGUAUACGGCAGCAAGGGCGACUUCGACAAGGCCAUUCAGCUGUACGAGAAGGACCUCGCCAUCACGGCGGAAGCGUUGGGCGAAAAGCACCCGAGCGUAGCCAUGACGCUUGAGAACAUCGGCCUGCUGCACGCCAAGCGCGGCGACAAGCAGCAGGCCUGCGCCUAUGUCCAGCAGGCACUCGACGUUUUCGCGACCACGCUUGGAGCAAACCACCCAAACACCCGCAAGGCGGAGCGCAACCUGCGGCGCAUUCGCGGUGGUGCUGUGACCAGGCAGCACACAUCCACGCAACACGUGUCAGAGUCUCGACUUCAGCAGCAAAACGUGCUUGCUCAUCGCAACCUUCUGCUUCGGUUCAUCUCUUCUGCUGUUGUAUACCAGUCGUUUGCUCCACAACGCAACCUGCUCAUGCGAUUUCUCGGUGCAGUUGCACAUGCUGAUGUUGACGCAAGACGCCCAGCAAACACAGGCAGCGACAAUGAAGACAAGAAGACAGGGACUGGGCACGGCUGUCCUCGUGGCUGCUCUGCACCAGCAAGAGCGUUGUACAAGGACGCUUGCAAGUGCCCUGGUGAGCCUGUUGCCGGCUGGCUGCGGAAGCGUGGGCGGCGGAGGGCCGCCUUUCGCCCGUGCUGGUGCAAGUUUGACGACGACGGCCACCUCGCGUACGGCAAGUCCGCUUCAGGCACGGCCAAGCGGCGCAUCCCCCUUUCCAGCGUGCUGUCAGCUGAGCUCGCGCAUGGUGGCGAGGAGAUGCACGUUGCUGUUCCCGGCCGCACCUUCGUCUUCCGCCUGGACGCGCACUCUGACACCUCGCUCGCUGACUGGUGCACCGCCAUCAACAACCGCAUCAACACCACCACUUGACUGUGUGCUGUGCUGUGUGUGUGUGUGUGUGUCUGUGCUUGCUGGUUUGCUGGUUGGUCACUUUGCUCCUUUGCUUCUGUCUUUCCUUCACGUGCUUGCUUGCCACUUCACUUGCCUUGCUUGACGUUGCUUGUUUGAUACUUUAGUAAACUCUUCACGCA